Molecule: messenger RNA, 546 nt
Organism: Moesziomyces antarcticus
Lineage: Eukaryota; Fungi; Basidiomycota; Ustilaginomycetes; Ustilaginales; Ustilaginaceae
Exons: 1
Coding region: 1-546 (181 amino acids)
Source: RefSeq, a predicted model, not a curated record
AUGGACGCGCUGCUUGGCGGGAUUGGGCUAGCGUGUCUGAAUGUCGUCAACCUGCACCUCGCCUUUGGCGCCUUGGGCCUUCAAAAGAGGCAGGAGCGAGGCGAGGCGAGGCAAAUGCAAAUGCAAAUGCAAAUGCAGGUGCAGGUGCAGCACGCGCCGACAGGGUCUAAAGUGACGCUCAUGCCAGCCGAUGCGGCGCUCGGAGCGCGCAGCCGCGUGUGUUCUUUGGAACGGCACGCGCCGCCCGUCUGUCGCUCACUUAGCCGACGCGCCCCACACACCCUAGCCGAAUAUGUCCGCUCUAACAUCCAUACUCGCGCCGGAACUGCGAAAGACGCCGAAGAGCCACCAGCAGCAGCAGCAUCCCGCCCGGCGUCUUUUGUAGCGCUGCUGGAAGCGGUAGCCGGCUCGAGCCAACUCCUGCAUCGACGUUGGCUAGUUCCAACAAGGCUGAGCUUCGGUUGUGCAUUAGGCUCAAACCGAUGUCGCCUGCUCGCAGACGGCCGAAAGCGCAAGACAACCGUCGCCUCCCGACGAUGUGGUUGA